ACAAUUAUAUGUCUAUGCAAUUAUAUCCAAAGCAAGAUGAGUAAAAAUGCAAUGUGUGAGCUAAACAAAAUCUUUAACGAUAGUGAAUCUUAUGGAGACCGCUUGGCUGAAUUUUUGAAGGCUCAAGCAGCAAUCAAGCCACAAAAGAAUAAUUCAUUUGUAUUGGGCGGCAUUGACUUCUCAUUCGAUGUUGAUGUCGAUUUAAUUAAAUUGCCCCCAAAAGAACAACAGCUGCCACAGACAGACGUAUUCAAGCCAAAUAUCACAUACAAUGAGCAGGCAACGCAACAUAAUAGCCAACUGGCUGAACCAACAAUUGCAAAGGAGAAUGGUACACCAACGCGUGCUAGCAGCUUACCACCUCGGUCUUCGCUGCGACGCAGUGCUUCAGAUCGGCUACGUAUAAUGACCUUAAAAAGACGCUCACGAAGCUGUGGUUCUAGGAAAAUACCACAAGAGUCUUCUAACACAUCAUCAAAUUUUCUACCAGAUGUAAAUAGUACCGCAUUAUCACCGUUAAUAAAUCAGACGGUAAGGACGCCUGCUGCUGAAGCACAGUCGGUACGAAGAGUGCUUGAAUUGGAUGUCGCAGAUGAUGCCCUACAGCAACACGAUAAGUUAUUUUCAAGCUUUCAGAACAACAUGCUGAGCAUGGAACAAUGCAAUCAGACUUUCAGAUUGCCGAAGGCAACAGUGCAGUCAAGCUUGUCGGAAAGCAAGAGCGUGCAUCGCACGUAUACAGUAGAAAGAGGACCCGAGCCUGGACAGUUGCUGCUCUCGCCCAAAGCGGCUAAUGUCACUGCAUCACAACAGCUAAACUCAUCAUUAAGCACUACACUUGGAGCGCCACAACCGGGUAUACUACGUGCACCUUCAUUAAUGAAAACGCCCGAAGCCAUGUCACCAAAACGUGCCGUUUCAUUUUGCCAGACACAAACCGAAACGCAGCCGCAGCAAUUGAGCAACUUGAUACACAAUUUAUCAAUGAAUGCUACUGGAAAUUCCCCUUUUAUGGUCGUGCCGCUUGCCUGUCUCAGUCCCAAGCCAGGAACUCCAAUACAACCCACAGCAACAAAUUCAUCAUCCAAGCAAGAGCCUCAAGUAGCCAAUCGCAGCAUGCAAACUUCUGUAACUCCUAGAGUGGUUAAAGAUUUAAGUGAAAUUAUGACUGAUGAUGAAAGCGAUGAGGCAGAGUCCAGCACAGUUCCAUUAAAUUUAGCUCCAAAAACAUUGAAGCAACGCAAUCGUCAAAGCCCCAAAAGGACAAUAUAUAAUUUACACACCUCGUCCUUGAAGAACAUACAUAAUCAACAAAGCCAAGCCGCAAAACAUUCGGUUUUGAAUAAACCGUCGAUGCGACCCAUAAAUGGUGAAGAUUUCGCCAAGGAGCUUGCGCGCAUGAGCAACUAUGAGAUUCUGGACUUACGCAAAUGCAGUUCUCAGGGUAAGCUUGAGGCAUGGAAUGGAAAGCGCAGAUUAUCCAAGAGUGAUAAAUUAACUGUAAAGGAAAAUAUUGAAUUUGAAAUAUUGCGACGUAACUUGGAUAGUAUGUCAGAGAACAGUAUGUGCCAUGUUUCUAGCAGCACGUUACUUGGGCCAACAGCAGAGUUCAUGCAACAAUCUAUUUACGGCUCGCCACACAGAACAAUUCAAGCUGCAGCUGAUGGAGGCGAUGAGCAAGAGAUGCAGUCUCUAGGACGACGUUUGUCUAGAAGACUAAAUGCAUCUGCUCUGGCAAGAUCACCGUUGCCGCCACCUCAUGGAUUCAACAAUAGCUCUAUUAGCGAGCGUCCAUCUGGAAGCCAGCACGCGAAUGUAAAGAGACGUACACGCUCCAGAAGUCUUUGCUAUGUUUCCCCUGAAGGAAAUGAAUCAACAGCGCCAAUUGCACCACCAAGUGGCUUUAAUAAUAGUUCCAUGCAGGUACAAGAAAACAGCCAGCGCUUGCGGCUUAGAAGCCUAAAUGGAACUGCUCUGGCAGGAUCGCCGUUGCCACCACCGCAAGGAUUCAACAAUAGCUCCGUAAGCGGGAAACUAUCGGACGUAAAACGACGUACUCGAUCUAAAAGUCUUUGCAAUGUACCCAUUGAUGCAACUCUAUUAACAACGCCACUUGCACCACCAAGUGGCUUUAAUAAUAGUUCCAUGCAGGUACAAGAAAACAGCCAGCGCUUGCGGCUUAGAAGCCUAAAUGGAACUGCUCUGGCAGGAUCGCCGUUGCCACCACCGCAAGGAUUCAACAAUAGCUCCGUAAGCGGGAAACUAUCGGACGUAAAACGACGUACUCGAUCUAAAAGUCUUUGCAAUGUACCCAUUGAUGCAACUCUAUUAACAACGCCACUUGCACCACCAAGUGGCUUUAAUAAUAGUUCCAUGCAGGUACAAGAAAACAGCCAGCGCUUGCGGCUUAGAAGCCUAAAUGGAACUGCUCUGGCAGGAUCGCCGUUGCCACCACCGCAAGGAUUCAACAAUAGCUCCGUAAGCGGGAAACUAUCGGACGUAAAACGACGUACUCGAUCUAAAAGUCUUUGCAAUGUACCCAUUGAUGCAACUCUAUUAACAACGCCACUUGCACCACCAAGUGGCUUUAAUAAUAGUCCUAUACAACAGGAGAAAGUCCAUCAGCAGCACCAACAAACACUUGGUAACAUUUAUAACGAAUUGGCAAAUUCAUUUGUUUGUUCGUCGCCUUUGGCACCUCCAAACCAAUUUAACGACAGUACUAUUAAUAACCGUCAAUCCGUUGGUCCGCACGAAGAAACCCCCAGACGCUCGCGUCGAUCUCGCUCUGCUGAGCCAGCUGCAUCUUCAUUCAAUCAUAGACUGUCAACAGUGCCACCGCCCAUUGAAUUCAAGGAUAAUUCUAUACAACUGCAGAAACGACGCACACGCUUCGAGAAUCCUAAUGAUGGAUACACUGCUUCACUAUCCGAUUACCAAGCAAGGACAGAUACUGGGAAAGCGCGUAGAAGUUCCAUGCGCUUAGAGACUGUUUAUGAAAGCGAACAGAUAGAAAAUGUUGAGCAACUUGCAUCAGCAAUUUGCACUCCGCCAGCCCAGUUUCGUUUCUCUGCGCGAUUUAUAAAUGCGCCCGAAGCUGAUAUCGACGCAGUGAAUCAUGAGGAAAUAGUAGAGGGUACUGAUGAGCAAGUUGAACAGCCUUUAGAACGCAUAGAGGAGGAACCUACAGAUAUGCCAACACCAACAGAGGUACAAAAUCAGCUGCCACUGAACGAUACGUUUAAGAAACCUCUGCACCCAGCGCCACGUUCCAACCGUUUAAAGGAAUUGGAAAACACACUGACGACACCGCAGUCCAGUGAUAUAGAAUCUACUCUCGAACACAACACAAGUGAAAUUCGUAAAUCUGACCGUGGUCAAAUACCAUUGUGUACCAGCUUAUUGCAUUCUAUUGAAAAGCCCCUGGCUGAGAUUUUCAAUGGUGAUUUAAAAUUGCGACAGCAUCUGAUAGACCCUAAGGAAAGUGAAGAAGGCAAGCAGUCGCACAAAGAAACGGCACCUAAGAAGAGAGGACGACCUAAAAAGGUGCAGCUGACCAAGAAAACUAAAGAAAAAAAGACGAAUUUUAAAGUAAUGAACUCCACGAAAAAUAAAAAAGAUGAUAAGCAAAAGGACAAUACUGCCUUGGGAACAGCAACAAAAUCGCUUCCGCAGGUGCCUGAGGGAUUUCCAUUGAUGGACUGGCUGAAUGGUGGUAACGAAAAAAUGAUACAACAGGGCUAUAAUGAUGAGUACUAUAAAGACAUACAAACCGAUAAUGUUAAUAUCUCUCGGGCUAACAAUUUGCAGUUUGCCAUGUUGGAUGGCGUCGAAUAUGCCUUUUAUAAAGCUGAAUCAGGUUUACAGAUGGGUUACAUGCGAUUCAAACCACUCCAAAUCAAGGGCAUACAGCAUACAAAAAUAAAAUUGAUGUUUGUUGUACUACACGGCAUGUUUGAAGUUAGGACCAAGAACAAGUCUAAACAUAUAGAGGAAUUCAAAAUAAAAGCAGGUGACUAUUUGGAGGUCAAAGCGAACUGUCGCUAUAACAUUCAAAAUUGUUCGAAAAAUGUGGCGCUCAUUUAUUUAUUUUCGUAAUUUGUGCAACACUGCCCACUAGUGCUGCCACCAAACAUUGAUGGUUCCGAUAU
This is a messenger RNA of Drosophila busckii, 4151 nucleotides long. RefSeq names its product maker217. The record is from RefSeq and is a predicted model, not a curated record. The transcript is spliced from 7 exons. Bases 37 to 4098 code for a protein of 1353 amino acids. Lineage: Eukaryota; Metazoa; Arthropoda; Insecta; Diptera; Drosophilidae.